Molecule: messenger RNA, 2289 nt
Organism: Cyprinodon variegatus (sheepshead minnow)
Lineage: Eukaryota; Metazoa; Chordata; Actinopteri; Cyprinodontiformes; Cyprinodontidae
Gene: pcsk7
Product: proprotein convertase subtilisin/kexin type 7
Exons: 13
Coding region: 176-2140 (654 amino acids)
Biological process (GO): protein processing
Cellular component (GO): trans-Golgi network; Golgi membrane
Molecular function (GO): serine-type endopeptidase activity
Source: RefSeq, a predicted model, not a curated record
UGACGUACUACGUAUAGACCAGAGGGGCUCUGGUUACGGAAAUGAAGUACCAAGCUCAGCGAUAACGCUAGUAUUAUAAUUUCUCGACCUAAACUAAAGCUCCUUCGUAGAAAAAAAUUGCUGCUCAGAUGAAGAGGGCUUGCCUGGUGGACCAGCUUUGUCAUUCUUCCUUGCCAUGGCAGCGCCCUAUUUCCCCACAUUCCUCCUCCUCAUUUUUGUGUCCUCAUUAGGGCUUUUGCUGCUCACCCUUCUGCCAGCUGUCAGCCCAUCCCACCCUUUAACUACCUCUUCUUUAUCCUCAUCUUGGCCAUCCUGUGGGCCAGGUCAGUCUUGGGCCGUCCGGAUCCACCACAGCCAUGAAGAAGAGGAUGAUGAGAGAGCAGGCUCAGUGCACCUGGAUGUGAUCGCUGACAAGGUAGCGAAGCAGGCAGGGCUGCAGAACCAGGGUCAAAUUGGAGAGCUAGAAGGCCACUAUUUGCUUUGCUCAGUAAAAGCUGACACGGGAUAUUUUGGCGGCAUCUGGAAAAGGAGCGUCCAACCAGCAGAUGUUCUGGCAACGCAUCCUCAUGUCCUGUGGUUCUCCAAGGAGCGAGUGCUCAGUCGGUCAAAGAGGGCGUUGGCCUUUAACGACCCCAACUACCCUAAACAGUGGCAUUUGCAUAAUAAAAUGAACAAAGGCAUGGAUAUCAACGUCACAGGAGUGUGGGAGCACAACAUCACUGGUCAGGGGGUCACCGUUGUGGUUGUAGACGAUGGGGUGGAGCACACCCACCAGGACAUCAAGCUCAACUACAGUCCGGAGGGCAGUUACGACCUGAACUCCAACGACCCUGACCCGAUGCCUCACCCUGACUUCCACAGUGACAACCACCACGGGACUCGGUGUGCCGGGGAGAUCGCAGCCGUUCCCAACAACAGCUUCUGCGCUGUGGGGGUGGCCUACGGUAGCAAGGUGGCAGGUAUCAGAGUCCUGGACGGGCCUCUGACAGACAGAUUAGAGGCCAUAGCCUUUAACAAGCACUACCAAAUAAAUGACAUCUACAGCUGCAGCUGGGGACCAGAUGAUGACGGCCACACUGUGGAUGGACCUCACCCNAUAAUUCAGGCUGCCCUGCAGCACGGGGUGAUUGCAGGUCGACGAGGCUUCGGUAGCAUCUUUGUGGUUGCCAGCGGCAACGGCGGUCAGUACGAUGACAACUGCAACUACGACGGUUACGCCAACUCCAUCUACACCAUCACAAUAGGAGCGGUAGAUGAGGAAGGCAGGAAGCCGUUCUAUGCUGAGGAUUGCGCAUCAUUGCUGGCUGUUACUUUUAGCAGUGGGGGGGCCAAAUCAAGGAACAUUGUGACAUCAGAUUGGUCGAUACGGAACAGGAAAGGUUGCACGGAGGGCCACACUGGCACGUCUGCAGCAGCCCCCCUGGCAGCAGGAAUGGUGGCCCUCAUGCUGCAGGUGCGGCCCUGCCUGACCUGGAGGGACGUUCAGCACAUCGUUGCCUUCACCGCCACCCAGUGUGACUCCACUGCUGACUGGGGAGUGAAUGACGCAGGGUUUCAUCACAGCCACCAGCACGGCUUCGGUCUGCUCAAUGCAUGGAGGCUUGUAAAUGCAGCAAAGGUGUGGGAGUCUGUGCCUUUCCUUGUGUCCUAUCAGAGCCCGGUGAUAAAUGAGGGCGUAUCCAUUUCGGCUCAUCCGGACGUGUUGGUCCGUACCUGGAAUGGUACCGUUUUUAUUUUCUCUCUCUCUCACCACUUUAGCUCAGUGGACAGUUGCUUGUCGAGUUUACACAUUUCACUCCAUAACAGAACCAUCCCUCCCUUCCUCCCUCCCUGCAUGCCUGCUGCUCAGGCUGCUUUCCUCUUUUCUCUUCUCAUCCAGUUCCUGCUUUUGCUGGGAUGCUUCGCGCUCUUCUGGUCCCUCUACUACAUCUUGGACGUCACGCUCGGUCAAACGAACCUCAGGGGCCUCCUGUGUCUGCCGAGGAAACGGAGCCGUCAAAGAACCGGCCACGUUGGCAAAGUGAGGGGAACGGAGGAGGUGUACCAGGAGGUGUAUCAGGAGGACCAGGACUCUGGGGUGGAGGCUGUGAGUGACGUGGAGGUGAAGGUUCCCAUCACCAGGGAACAUCUGGAGACGUAGCGCCCGGACUAAAUGUUCAACCUCUCUCUGUGCCCAUGGGGUUUUCUCAGGCUUCUUACUCUGCUCUGAUUGCACUCAGCUCUAGCAGCAGUGAUGGUUUUCAAAAACCGAACUGCAAAUAAACCACUUUGCUGCAGCUACACCCCACC